This is a messenger RNA of Mollisia scopiformis, 900 nucleotides long. RefSeq lists its product as uncharacterized. The record is from RefSeq and is a predicted model, not a curated record. The transcript has a single exon. The coding region runs from base 1 to 900 and encodes 299 amino acids. Lineage: Eukaryota; Fungi; Ascomycota; Leotiomycetes; Helotiales; Mollisiaceae.
AUGCCAACUAAGACACAUAUUUCGGCUUCCACGGCGUUGGCCGUAUCUGCUCCUGCAGUCGUCAGACCGACAAUUGUUCCAGCAACGGCGACUUCAACAAGCGCAACAAGUAUAAAUCCAUCGAAGACGAUCAAUAACGGUCAGCCUGUCCAAACAGCGGGGAAUGACGACCCUCCGGGCAGCGCAGAUCCGCCAGUUGGCUUCACCAUCGACGGGACGACUUUGACGCCCAACUCAGAGUCCGGCUUGGUCUUCGCAACACAGACAUUGAGACCAGGGAGCCAAAUCACAUAUUCAGGAACCGUUCUGUCAAUGGCAGCCGACGGAUCAUCUCUCAUCUUCGGCGGAACAAGUACCCAAGUUCUCGCCCAGUCCACAGCUCCUGCUGGAUAUAUCGUGGGCUCGCAAGUCCUGGUAGCAGGUGCUCCCGCCAUCACCGUAUCAGGAACACUCGUAAGUUUAGAGCAAGGAGGCUCAAGUGUUGUGAUAGGAGGCACGAAAACAGAGGCAUUGAGUGACUUCCUCGGCUCAGACCCAACUGUUGCGGCAGAGUAUCGGAUUGGAGAUCAGAUUUUGCAGGCUGGUGGACCGGCUAUCACGAUCUUGGGCACGAGAGUGAGUCUUGAUGCUGAUGGUUCAACUGUUGUGGUGGGAACGGAGACUGAGGCUUUGAGUGAGUUUACCGGGUCGAGUGGGUGUGGAAUUGGUGGGGCUAUCUUGUCUGUUGGCGGGUUUGGGUCUGGAGAUCCGGAGGCGGCGAUUUCGUCGAGUGCUCAGUAUAGCGGGCAAGGUGGAUUCAAUGGAACUGCAUUUACUGGCGCCGCUGUCAGACGAAAUUGGGGGUUUGGGACAUCUGGUGUGGCAUUGGUGGUGAUAGCGUUCGUGGGUUGGUGGUUAUAA